AUGAAGUCCUUCCUUUUGUUAACUGUUGCCGCCACUGCUGCUGUCACUGACGCAGCAAUUACCCACCACGAGGCCAAGAGAUCAGGUACUUGUGCUUUCCCAGAUAGGGAAGGUAUGGUUGCUGUGCAAUCUCAAGGUAAGAAUGCUGGCUGGGCUAUGCACUCUGACCAGCAAUGUACUUACGGCAGUUGGUGUCCAUAUGCUUGUGGUCCAGGUCAGCUAAUGGCACAAUGGAACCCAGAAGUUACAAGUUACACUUACCCAGGGUCCAUGCAAGGUGGCUUGUACUGUGAUGAAUCCGGUGAACUAAAUACUCCAAUGCCUAAUAAACCUAUGUGUUAUGAUGGUAAGGGUACUGUUAUUGCCAAGAACAAGAUCGAUGAAGAUGUUGCCUUCUGUCAAACUGUUUUGCCGGGUAACGAAGAAAUGUUGAUCCCUACAUUGGUAGAUGGUGGAUCCCAGCAGACCUUGGCCGUGCCAGGUACUGAAUACUGGGCUGGUACUGCCGCACACUACUAUGUUAACCCUCCAGGUGUCAGCGUCAAAGAUGCUUGUGUCUGGGGUACCAAGGAAAACGCAAGAGGUAACUGGGCACCAUAUGUCACUGGUGCUAACCAAGAUGCAUCUGGUAACACCUUUGUUACUGUUGGCUGGAACCCAAUCUACUUAGAAGAAGCUACUCCAUUCAGAAACGAAAAGCCAAAAUUCGGUAUCAAGAUUACUUGUGACAAUGAAGAAGACUGUGUUGGUUUGCCAUGUGGUAUUGACCCAAGUAAGCAUGGUGUUAACGAAAUCCUAGGUUCUGGUACUACUGGAGCUGGUGGUGCUCAGUUCUGUGUUGUAACCGCCAAGAACGGUGCUAAGGCAAACGUCGAGGUCUUCUCAUUAGAAUAA
Molecule: messenger RNA, 894 nt
Organism: Eremothecium sinecaudum
Lineage: Eukaryota; Fungi; Ascomycota; Saccharomycetes; Saccharomycetales; Saccharomycetaceae
Exons: 1
Coding region: 1-894 (297 amino acids)
Source: RefSeq, a predicted model, not a curated record